Messenger RNA from Guyanagaster necrorhizus, 535 nucleotides. RefSeq lists its product as uncharacterized. The record is from RefSeq and is a predicted model, not a curated record. NCBI's taxonomy places the organism in Eukaryota, Fungi, Basidiomycota, Agaricomycetes, Agaricales, Physalacriaceae. The coding region runs from base 32 to 274 and encodes 80 amino acids. The transcript has 2 exons.
AAGAACCGCUGCACCCCUCCUUGUCUUGUCUAUGCCCUUCCAUCGUUUCUAUGUCCCUCAGGGGCUCUACUCUUCCGGCGACAAACGGUCUAUCGCGGAAGCUGUGACCGAAGUCUAUGUUAAAGUCGGCCUUCCACGCUUCUACGUCGUGGUUAACUUCAUAGAGGUCUCGGAGGAGAAUUUCUAUGUCGGCGGCAAGUCCUCUACCGACUUUGUGAGGAUAUCCAUCCAUCAUAUCGCUCGCCAUCUGCCUUCGCGAGUCCUUUUUGUAUAAAAUGACAAGGAGAAAGACUGACGGAGACAUGGCAGACGUGAACGCAAAAGAGACUUCAUGCAGCGGUAUGAGAAAGCCAUCGAACCAUUUACGAAAGGGCGAGGGAUCAGAUGGGAGAUACAGGUUGCGGAAAUGGACAGGGAUUUAUGGAAUGAGAACGGCAUGAGCCCUCCACCGGGCGGUUCGGAUGGAGAAUUACUUUGGCGGAAGCUAGACAGAGCUAUCCCAUAUCCUGCCGAGCACUUGGAGCUGAGUUAGAAG